Messenger RNA from Sinocyclocheilus rhinocerous, 3755 nucleotides. Its product is annotated as myosin-IIIb-like. Lineage: Eukaryota; Metazoa; Chordata; Actinopteri; Cypriniformes; Cyprinidae. The record is from RefSeq and is a predicted model, not a curated record. The transcript is spliced from 35 exons. Gene Ontology annotation, cellular component: filopodium tip; stereocilium tip; myosin complex. Gene Ontology annotation, molecular function: protein binding; protein serine/threonine kinase activity; ATP binding. The coding region runs from base 1 to 3645 and encodes 1214 amino acids. Gene Ontology annotation, biological process: positive regulation of filopodium assembly; regulation of actin filament length; peptidyl-serine phosphorylation.
AUGUCAGAAACCAGCUAUGGCAGAUGUGAGGAGCUGUCAGAGACGGUGAAAGUUAAUCUGGAGAAGAGCAGAUCAGAUGAGACCGACAGGAGGUCUUUCUAUGGACUGUAUCCCUACAAGUCAAGCAUGAUCGGACCGGAGUCGCUGGCAGAUCCAUCUUCUGAUUGGGACAUUGUGGAAACAAUUGGGAAAGGAACCUAUGGCAAGGUCUACAAGGUCAUCAAUAAGAAAGAUGGUAGUCAAGCAGCCGUGAAAGUUUUGGAUCCCAUUAAUUUGUGUAAUGGGGGUUCAGUAACUGACCUGAUAAAGGGUUUGCUGAUGAGGGGAAAACGUCUUGAGGAGCCCAUCAUCUCCUACAUCCUGUAUGGAGCACUUCUGGGUCUCCAGCAUCUUCACAACAACAGAAUAAUCCACCGCGAUGUGAAGGGCAACAACAUCCUCCUCACCACAGACGGUGGAGUCAAACUGGUGGACUUCGGCGUCUCAGCUCAGUUGACGAGUGCCCGUCUACGCCGAAACACAUCAGUGGGAACCCCGUUCUGGAUGGCUCCUGAGGUGAUAGCGUGUGAACAGCAGUAUGACUACUCGUAUGACGCCCGCUGUGAUGUGUGGUCUCUGGGCAUCACUGCCAUAGAGCUGGCGGAUGGAGACCCACCCCUGGCCGAGAUGCACCCGGUCAAAGCACUCUUCAAAAUACCGCGGAACCCGUCUCCUACCCUCCGCCAGCCUGAGCACUGGUGCAGGAGUUUCGGUCACUUCAUUGCUCAGUGUUUGAUAAAGGAUUUCGAGACGCGUCCAUCAGUGACGCAUCUGCUAGAGCAUCCGUUCAUUAAACAGGCUCAUGGGAAAGACACGUGGCUCAGACAGCAGCUGUCGGUCCUCAUCCGCGAGCAACAGGACGUGGGCAGCAGGACCAAGACCAGGCAUGAGCGGAUCAAUACUCGCAAAACCCUGAUAAUUGAGAGCUGUCCUGAUGAUGAUCUGGUGAACCUGGAGGUUUUAGACGAGGAAAUAAUCAUUACACAUCUUCAGAGGCGAUAUCAGGAGCUGCAGAUCUACACAUAUGUGGGUGAUAUCCUCAUAGCGCUUAACCCUUUCCAGAACCUCAACAUCUACUCUCCACAGUUCUCAAAGCUUUAUCACGGGAUGAAACGCUCCACUAACCCCCCACACAUCUUUGCCACCGCUGAUGCAGCCUAUCAGAGCAUGGUCACCCUCUCCAAAGACCAGUGUAUAAUCAUUAGUGGAGAAAGUGGAGCGGGUAAAACCGAGAGUGCCCACCUCAUCGUCCAGCAUCUCACAUUUCUGGGCAAGGCUAAUAAUCGAACACUUCGUGAGAAGAUUCUUCAGGUGAAUCCCCUGGUGGAGGCGUUUGGUAACGCGUGCACAGCCAUUAACGAUAACUCCAGCCGCUUCGGGAAAUAUCUGGAGAUGAAGUUCACACCUACAGGGGCCGUGAUGGGUGCAAAGAUCUCUGAGUAUCUUCUGGAGAAAUCAAGAGUCAUCAAACAGGCUACGGGCGAGAAAAACUUCCAUAUAUUUUACUACAUCUAUGCUGGUCUUUACCACCAAGACAACCUCAAGAAAUACAGGCUACCUAACAAAACUGCCCCCAGAUACAUCGACUGUGUCAAUGGUAAAGUAAUGCAGGACAUCAUCUCUAGCAAACUCUACGAGGAGCAGUUUGACGCCAUUCAGGACUGUUUCCGUAUCAUAGGAUUUACUGAAGAGGAAGUGAAUUCUGUGUACAGAAUUCUAUCAGGCAUUUUAAACACAGGAAAUAUUGAGUUUACAUCCACCAGCUCCCAACAUCAGAGCGACAAGAGUGAGGUGCCCGACUCUGAGGCCUUAGAUAAUGCGGCCGCUCUGCUCAGUAUCGGCUCUGAGGAGCUUCAGGAAGCUUUGACCUCCCACUGCGUGGUAACUCGAGGAGAAACCAUCAUUCGCACCAACACUGUGGACAAGGCCACUGAUGUGAGAGACGCCAUGUCUAAAGCCCUGUACGGACGCCUCUUCAGCUGGAUAGUGAACCGCAUUAAUGCACUGCUGCAGCCUGACACUAACAUCUGUGCGGCUGAGAGUGGAAUGAACGUGGGGAUUUUGGACAUCUUUGGUUUCGAAAACUUCAAGAAGAACUCAUUUGAGCAGCUGUGUAUCAACAUCGCUAAUGAACAGAUCCAGUUCUACUUCAAUCAACACAUCUUUGCCCUGGAACAGAUCGAGUAUCAAAGUGAGGGUGUUGAUGCCAGUCUGGUGGAAUAUGAGGACAACAGGCCCAUUCUGGACAUGUUUCUACAGAAGCCCAUGGGUUUACUGUCUCUGCUGGAUGAGGAGAGCCGUUUCCCACAGGCCACGGACCAAACACUCGUCGAUAAGUUUCAGGAUAACCUGAGAAACAAGUACUUCUGGACACCCAAGCGUGUGGAGCUUUGGUUCGGGAUCCAGCAUUAUGCUGGCAAGGUGCUGUAUAAUGUCAGUGGUUUUCUGGAGAAGAACCGGGACACUCUUCCUGCAGAUAUUGUGGUGGUUUUGAGGACGUCAGAGAACAAACUCCUGCAGCAGCUGUUUUCCAGCCCUCUGACCAAAACAGGUAACCUGGCCACAUCCAGGGCAAGAGUGACAGCAGCAUCCAGAUCUCUGCCUCCACAGCUCAGCAGCGGGAGAAAUAAGGUGGACACCAUGGAAAUGAUGCGUCACCCAGAGGAAACCACUAACAUGAGGAGACAGACAGUGGCGUCUUAUUUCAGGGUGAGUCCUCAGCUCCUCACAUCAUCAGUUUUGUACUACUAUCUGGCCUUUCGUGCCCAUCACAUGCCAGAGGGCAGUAGAGAGAACGCCAUCGUUAUACUGCAGAGAGCCAAACUGGACAACUGGGUCCUGGGAAAGACCAAGGUGUUUCUGAAGUACUAUCACGUGGAGCAGCUCAAUCUGAUGUUGCGGGAGGUGAUCGCGCGGGUGGUGUUGAUGCAGGCCUACACCAAAGGCUGGCUGGGAGCUCGGCGGUACCGAAAAGAGAGAGAGAAACGCAACAACGGAGCGAUUAUCAUACAGUCAGCCUGGAGGGGUUACGUGGCCCGUCAGAAUCUGAAGCAGAUAAAGAGAGAGCGUGAGCAGGCUGCUGUACGGAUCCAGUCAGCAUACAGAGGCUACAGAGUCAGGAAAGACUACAGACAGAGUCGACAGUGGACUGGACAACCCACACCUGAAAGAAGAUCCUCCACCAGUCCCCUCCCAGAUGAAAAGGUUGUCUCUGUCAGCAGAGAGGACAGCUCCGGUGACGCGUCUGUGCUGAAGACAGACAAACAGAGUGACAGCAGAGAGAGAGACGGGCUGCAGGAGCGACCGGCACUGAGCAAGCAGGGUGAUACUUUACAUCUACAUCACCGUUCCCCUCGGCGAAGAGGACAGCAGCCCAAGCUCCUGAACAGCCCGGAAGACAGUCUUUAUUACAACCAUCUCAACAGAAGUCUGGAUUAUCAGGGGAGCAAGAGGAAACCCAGAAAACUGGGGCAAAUCAAGCUUCUGGAUGGAGAGGAUGAAUAUUAUCAGUUACUGUCCGCUAUAGAGGCCGUCCCUGAGGAGGAGGUUUUAUCUGGCUCCUCCCCAAACCCGAAGACUGCCACGCCCUUUAUCUCAUCCAGAUGAGCUGAGCUCCGCCCACCACUUUGACGAUCGAGUGCCUUCUCCAGCCUUUUGCUACGAAAUGUGCUGUAUAUAUAAAAUAAUGAGGGGUAAUUAUUUAUGUAUGCAUUAUU